AUGUCAAGCCAAACUAAGCCCUCCACGGCCUCCGCGCCCCCAGCCCCCUCGACCGUCCCGCCCGAACUGACCCCUCCAUUAACCUCGAAUAACACCGCUCCCAGGUUCUCCCAAAAGGACGUCUCCGUGGUCUUUGUUCUCGGCGGGCCCGGCAGCGGGAAAGGCACCCAGUCCGCCAACCUUGUGCGCGACUACGGCUUCUCCCACUUAUCCGCGGGCGACCUACUCCGCGCGGAGCAAAACCGAGAGGGAAGCAAGUACGGCGAGCUGAUCCGCCAUUAUAUCCGCGAGGGCCUCAUUGUUCCCAUGGAGAUCACGGUCGCCUUGCUUUCCAACGCCAUGGCCGAUAUUCUCGAGGAGCGGAGAGCACAGAAUACGCUCCGCGCUGGCGUCCCGUCACGGUUCUUGAUCGAUGGAUUCCCGCGUAAAAUGGAUCAGGCGGUUUUCUUUGAAGAGACUGUCGUCCCGUCGGUUGCUACUCUGUUUCUUUCUUGCCCGGAGGAGGUGAUGCUUAACCGCUUGCUUAAGCGCGGGGAGACUAGCGGUCGCGCGGACGAUAACAUUGAGUCGAUCCACAAGCGGUUCCGCGUUUUUAUAGACCAGAGCAUGCCGGUGGUCGAGCAUUACGAAAAGGAGGGAAAGGUCAUGACCGUGUCUUCUGUUGGAACCAUAGAUGAAGUUUACAGUGGGGUGAAGAAGGAGAUCGAAGGCCGCGGGAUCAAGCCAGUAAAAGAAAAUUAA
Uncinocarpus reesii 1704 is the source of this 741-nucleotide messenger RNA. RefSeq names its product uridylate kinase. Gene Ontology annotation, biological process: 'de novo' pyrimidine nucleobase biosynthetic process; CDP biosynthetic process; UDP biosynthetic process. Gene Ontology annotation, molecular function: UMP kinase activity; ATP binding. The transcript has a single exon. The record is from RefSeq and is a predicted model, not a curated record. Gene Ontology annotation, cellular component: cytoplasm; nucleus. The coding region runs from base 1 to 741 and encodes 246 amino acids. Lineage: Eukaryota; Fungi; Ascomycota; Eurotiomycetes; Onygenales; Onygenaceae.